AUGGUGGGCGCAUGGAAAGGAGAGUCCACAAGAGCGUAUAUCGAUUGGGUGCCACAUCCAAGUCUUGACCAAUACCGAGAAAGCAUUCACACUUCUGUGGUCAAAGAUCUUGAAAAUGUCGAAAAAGCCCUGGUCACUGGCCUGGAGGAACUGACAGUCGAUCUUGACCACCAUUUUGACGACUUGGCCAACAUCGAAGAGCCACUACAAAAGCCCUUCGACACGGAGACCCUAAGCAUCCAGCCCAAACCAGGACCCAAGCAGCAAGCACAAGAAGUCCUGCUACAGGAUCGAAUCACUGCCUUUCGGAAGCUCAGAGAAGAGAAGGAGAAGAUCCUUUGCAAAUUGUGGGAGGACUGGGAGGACAUACAAUUUCGACUCAUAGGCCUGGCUGCGGAGGUGCUGGGUCAAGAUACCCUGGCGUUUGCUCAAGUUCGAGACGAAGACAUGAAGCCCGGUCAGAGAGAAAAGCUGGAGAACGCUUUGGAGGCUGCUCAAAAGAUCUUCGACGCGAAUGGUGACCCUCACGACAGCCUGGCGCAAGACCUGGAAGCUUUCGAAGAGAACGUAGGUCAGAUUGCAAGCAAGACCAAAUCGACCGUGUCGGAGUUGCAGCAGCAAUACAACGUACAAAAGAACAAGUUGUUCAAAGGUCUACACCGACAUAUCGAGCUACUUGCUGCGCUCUGA
Messenger RNA from Exophiala xenobiotica, 690 nucleotides. RefSeq lists its product as uncharacterized. The record is from RefSeq and is a predicted model, not a curated record. The coding region runs from base 1 to 690 and encodes 229 amino acids. The transcript is spliced from 3 exons. NCBI's taxonomy places the organism in Eukaryota, Fungi, Ascomycota, Eurotiomycetes, Chaetothyriales, Herpotrichiellaceae.